Pisolithus orientalis is the source of this 1165-nucleotide messenger RNA. RefSeq lists its product as uncharacterized. Bases 16 to 1053 code for a protein of 345 amino acids. The transcript is spliced from 4 exons. NCBI's taxonomy places the organism in Eukaryota, Fungi, Basidiomycota, Agaricomycetes, Boletales, Pisolithaceae. Gene Ontology annotation, biological process: coenzyme A biosynthetic process. Gene Ontology annotation, molecular function: dephospho-CoA kinase activity. The record is from RefSeq and is a predicted model, not a curated record.
CGCCGACUCAGAACGAUGGACUCGUCAACGGACCAGCUGAAGAGGUCGCUUUUGAUUGCGACGUUAGACUCUCUCGAUACCCCCCACCACCUUGGACCAGCCAUUGCAUCCGUCGCCGCCAAAUCAUCCGAGACCCUGGUGAUCGCCUUGCUGUCACCACUGUUCGAGUUGCGACAUGUCCAACAAGGGUCACAAGACGCGCUGGCACGGACGGGUAAAUCUCUAGUGACCCCGAUAUCGCGGACCGACCGAUGGGAUGACGUUCAGCAACUUCUGACAUAUGUUUAUGUACAAGCAACGAAAGUUGCUCAGGACAACGGAAGAAUACUCAUGGACGUCACCGUGCUUCUUAGGGGCUGUGAGCAACCCCUCCCCGCGGAUUUAGCUGACGGGAUGGACAUCUGUUUCUUGGUCCAAGGCGAUAAUAAUAUACCCUCGCUUCCCCUCUCCAUCAGAACACUUCCGCAAACAGUCCUCCCCUCUGGAAACCGAGUAAGCAUCGUUGCAGCUCCCGACCCCUCCCAGAGUAGCGUGGAGGCGCUCUAUCCCGUGGUUGCUUUAGGCGGUACCUUUGACCACCUGCAUGCCGGGCAUAAGAUACUGCUGAGCAUGGGAGCCUGGAUUACCGAAAGGAAACUCAUCGUCGGUGUAACAGAUGACCUUCUGUUACGGAAAAAAAUCCACAGGGACUUGCUAGAACCGUUCAGUGUUCGAGUGGAGAAAUCUCGUUCAUUCCUACAGCUGUUUAGACCGGACCUAGAAUACGAACUUGCUGCCUUAACAGACGUGUACGGUCCCACUGGAUGGGACCCGGAUAUCCAAGCGUUGGUUGUAAGCAAAGAAACACUUUCCGGUGCAGCAGCAAUCGGCAAGGAGCGCGCCCGCAAGUCCCUUCCGGCCCUGCAAACCUUUGUCAUCGACGUGAUCUCACCCGAUUCCGAAAAGCUUGACCACGAAGAUGCCGAGUUGCUGCGGCAGACCAAGAUGAGCAGUACAUUCAUCAGAGAAUGGAUAGCUAAAAAUCACGACGUGGAGAAGAAUAUGAAUACAUAGAUAAGGAGCGGAUAUGUGUCAACGGAUCGCGUAUGUUGUGUGUACCCGUCUGUAGCAGUAGAUAAUUUAUCAAAUAGGUAGAUGCGAACUGCCCAAUAGGCUUACCGCUUUC